Molecule: messenger RNA, 1070 nt
Organism: Galeopterus variegatus (Sunda flying lemur)
Lineage: Eukaryota; Metazoa; Chordata; Mammalia; Dermoptera; Cynocephalidae
Gene: CLDN14
Product: claudin 14
Exons: 1
Coding region: 1-729 (242 amino acids)
Biological process (GO): cell adhesion; bicellular tight junction assembly
Cellular component (GO): plasma membrane; bicellular tight junction
Molecular function (GO): structural molecule activity
Source: RefSeq, a predicted model, not a curated record
AUGGCCAGCAUGGCCGUGCAGCUCCUGGGCUUCCUGCUCAGCUUCCUGGGCCUGGUGGGCACGCUGAUCACCACCGUCCUGCCGCACUGGCGCAGGACGGCGCACGUGGGCACCAACAUCCUGACGGCCGUGUCCUACCUGAAGGGGCUCUGGAUGGAGUGCGUGUGGCACAGCACCGGCAUCUACCAGUGCCAGAUCUACCGGUCCCUGCUGGCACUGCCACGUGACCUGCAGGCUGCCCGGGCGCUCAUGGUCAUCUCCUGCCUGCUCUCGGGCAUCGCCUGCGCCUGCGCUGUCAUCGGCAUGAAGUGCACACGGUGCGCCAAGGGCACACCUGCCAAGACCACCUUUGCCAUCCUUGGGGGCGCCCUCUUCAUCCUGGCCGGCCUCCUCUGCAUGGUGGCUGUGUCCUGGACCACCAACGACGUGGUGGCAAACUUCUACAACCCACUGCUGCCCAGCGGCAUGAAGUUCGAGAUCGGCCAGGCCCUGUACCUGGGCUUCAUCUCCUCGUCCCUCUCGCUCAUUGGUGGCACGCUGCUCUGCCUGUCCUGCCAGGAUGACGCACCCUACAGGCCCUACCCGGCCCAGCCCAGGGGUGCCACGGCCACUGCGGCCACCGCACCUGCCGCGCCUGCCUACCAGCCGCCGGCUGCUUACAAGGACAACCGGGCCCCCUCGGUGACCUCAGCCUCGCACAGCGGGUACAGACUGAAUGACUAUGUGUGAGUCCCCAGGGCCUGUUGCUCCCUGAGGGCCACUUCAGGGCUGCUGGGCCCCUGAGAGACUUGAUUGAUGCAGGGGUCCGGCACACAGUUUACUUCUAUUUUUGUAUCCAAGGAAAUAAUGUGAACGGGGGAAAUCUUCUUAGGACACAGGGAAGGAGGGGGAAAUAAGAAGAGGAUAAAGCUCUAUAUACCAAAGACUCAAAAAAAGUGCUUUCUGUUUUUGUAUUUAUUACACGUAUUUAUGUGGGUGACUUAAUAGCAGCUUAUGAACAGUAACUCGGGAGUUUGGUCAGCAGGGUUCGUUUGUGAUACAGGAAUAAACCUUUUGGACGUGGUUGCUUA